This is a messenger RNA of Vidua chalybeata, 6895 nucleotides long. RefSeq names its product unc-13 homolog A (gene UNC13A). Gene Ontology annotation, cellular component: synaptic vesicle membrane; neuromuscular junction; plasma membrane. The record is from RefSeq and is a predicted model, not a curated record. Bases 32 to 5353 code for a protein of 1773 amino acids. The transcript is spliced from 42 exons. NCBI's taxonomy places the organism in Eukaryota, Metazoa, Chordata, Aves, Passeriformes, Viduidae. Gene Ontology annotation, molecular function: calmodulin binding; syntaxin-1 binding; calcium ion binding. Gene Ontology annotation, biological process: synaptic vesicle maturation; dense core granule priming; synaptic vesicle priming.
UGGUGACAGCAGGACUUCUCCCUGGCAGGAGAUGACAGCCAGGAAAGCCACGUGUUCCCUGGUUAAAAAGGCCAAGUAUGAUGGGCCCCAAGAGAAGUUUAACACCUACGUGACCCUGAAGGUGCAAAAUGUCAAGAGCACAACCAUUGCAGUGCGGGGCAACUUGCCCUCCUGGGAGCAGGACUUCAUGUUUGAGAUCAAUCGGCUGGACUUGGGCCUGACUGUGGAGGUGUGGAACAAGGGACUCAUCUGGGACACCAUGGUAGGCACGGUGUGGAUCCCCCUCCGGACCAUCAGGCAGUCCAAUGAGGAGGGCCCUGGGGAAUGGCUCACACUGGACUCCCAGGUCAUCAUGACCGACAAUGAGAUUUCAGGCACCAAGGAUCCGACUUUCCACCGCAUCCUCCUCGACACGCGCUUUGAGCUGCCGCUGGAUAUCCCUGAGGAGGAAGCCAGGUACUGGGCCAAGAAACUGGAGCAGCUCAACGCGAUGCGGGACCAGGAUGAUUAUGCCUUCCAGGAGGAGCAGGAAAAGCCUCUGCCUGUGCAUGGCUCACAGUGCUGCAACUGGAAUUAUUUUGGCUGGGGAGAACAGCAGAACGAUGACCCCGACAGUACCGUGGAUGACCGGGACAGUGACUACCGCAGCGAGACCAGCAACAGCAUCCCCCCACCCUACUACACCACGUCCCAGCCCAACGCCUCCGUGCACCAGUACCCCAUGAGGCACCAGCAGCAGAGCUCCCGCGACUCCUACACUGACUCCAUGCAGAGCUACGAGAUGGACUACUCAGACCAGGCUCCCAUCAGACGCUAUGGUAGCGUAGACUCUGCCGCAAACGGGCGCAGCGACGCUGAGUCCGGUUCUGAGUCGAGCAGGCGGACCAGCCGCCAGCCUUCCCUUGAGAGCAGGCGGUCCCUAGACCUAUCGGAUAGCCCCACAGGGAGCAGCCGCUACGCCUCGUCGGCUGAGCUGAGCCAGGGCAGCUCCCAGCUGAGCGAGGACUUCGAGAACGAGAGCCUGAGGGACUCGGAGCUGGACGAGAGGGACGGGGACUCCUACCACUCCUGCCACAGCUCCGUCAGCUACCGCAAGGACUCACCGCGCUGGGAGGAGGAGGAUGAUGAUGAUCUCUACCUGGAGGAGGAGGAGGAAGAGUUCAUUGAGGACUACAGUGAGACUGAGGAAGGCUACCCCAAGGAAGAGGAGUUGGAAGAGGAGGAGGAGGAGGAGCUGCGGGAGCAGGACAGCUAUGAACCCCCUGAGCAUGAAGCGUACCCACCACCACAGAAACCCCUGCCACAGCAGCAGCAGCAGCAGCAGCAGCAGCAGGUACCGCAGCAGCAGCAACAGCAGCAGCAGCAGCAACCCCAGCUGGUCCCACAGCAGAAGCCUCAGCAGCAGGAGAGGAAGGAGGAGAGGAAAGAGGAAAGGAAAGAGGAAAGGAAGGAAGAGAAGGACACCUCUGCUCCCCAGGAAGCCCCUGAGGCCCUCCAGGCCCAGCGGGCAGAGGAAGAAGUUCCCAUGCAAGAGGCAGCCCUGGAGACUGAGCCCCCAAAACCAGCUGAGAGGGAGCCGGCAGAAGAGGAGGUGCAGGACCCCAAAGCACGAGCCAAAGCCAACUGGCUACGAGCCUUCAACAAGGUCUGCAUGCAGCUGCAGGAGGCCCGUGGGGAAGGUGAUGGAGAAAAAUCCCUGUGGUUCAAAGGCGGGGGGGCGGCUGUAAGGUUUCUGCGCUGCAUUAACAGCAUGCCCGACAUUAAGCCUGGACGCAAAUCUCUCCCUCUAGUCAGCGAUCUGUCCCUGGUCCAGUCCAGGAAAGCGGGAAUCACAUCCGCGCUGGCCUCAAGCACCUUGAACAAUGAGGAGCUGAAAAACCAUGUUUACAAGAAGACCCUGCAAGCCUUAGUGUACCCCAUCUCCUGCACAACGCCCCACAACUUUGAGGUGUGGACGGCCACCACCCCCACCUACUGCUACGAGUGUGAGGGGCUGCUGUGGGGCAUUGCCCGCCAGGGCAUGCGCUGUGCCGAGUGCGGCGUCAAGUGCCACGAGAAGUGCCAGGACCUGCUCAAUGCUGACUGCCUGCAGAGAGCGGCGGAGAAGAGCUCCAAGCAUGGAGCAGAGGACCGGACCCAGAACAUCAUCAUGGUGCUCAAGGACCGCAUGAAGAUCCGGGAGCGCAACAAACCAGAGAUAUUUGAGCUGAUCCAGGAGGUGUUUGGGGUCAACAAGACCACACACACGCAGCAGAUGAAGGCGGUCAAGCAGAGUGUCCUGGAUGGCACCUCCAAAUGGUCAGCCAAGAUCAGCAUCACAGUGGUCUGUGCCCAGGGCCUGCAAGCAAAGGAUAAGACAGGUUCCAGUGACCCCUAUGUCACUGUCCAGGUUGGAAAGACAAAAAAAAGGACUAAAACUAUCUACGGCAAUCUCAACCCAGUCUGGGAGGAGAAUUUCCAUUUCGAGUGCCAUAACUCCUCUGACCGCAUCAAGGUCCGUGUGUGGGAUGAGGAUGAUGACAUCAAGUCCCGCGUCAAGCAGCGCUUCAAGAGGGAAUCCGAUGACUUCCUGGGCCAGACCAUCAUCGAGGUCCGGACCCUGAGCGGGGAGAUGGACGUCUGGUACAACCUUGACAAGCGCACAGACAAGUCUGCAGUGUCAGGAGCCAUCCGGCUGCACAUCAGUGUGGAGAUCAAGGGUGAGGAGAAGGUGGCUCCUUACCACGUUCAGUACACCUGCCUGCAUGAGAACCUGUUCCACUUUGUGACGGAUUUGCAAAACAACGGGGUGGUGAAGAUCCCAGACGCCAAGGGGGAUGAUGCGUGGAAGGUGUACUUUGAUGAGACAGCACAGGAGAUCGUGGAUGAGUUUGCCAUGCGCUAUGGGGUGGAGUCCAUCUACCAGGCCAUGACGCAUUUUGCCUGCCUCUCCUCCAAGUACAUGUGCCCCGGCGUGCCGGCGGUGAUGAGCACCCUGCUGGCCAACAUCAACGCCUACUACGCCCACACCACCGCCUCCAGCAAUGCCAACGCCUCCGACCGCUUUGCUGCCUCCAAUUUCGGGGUAAGUCCCAUGAAAGAUCGCUUUGUCAAGCUCCUGGACCAGCUGCACAACUCCCUGCGCAUCGACCUCUCCAUGUACCGGAACAACUUCCCUGCCAGCAGCCCUGAACGGCUGCAGGACCUGAAGUCCACAGUGGAUUUGCUGACCAGCAUCACCUUCUUUCGGAUGAAGGUCCAGGAGCUGCAGAGUCCCCCACGAGCCAGCCAGGUGGUGAAGGACUGUGUGAAGGCCUGUCUCAACUCCACCUAUGAGUAUAUCUUCAACAACUGCCACGAGCUCUACAGCCGCGAGUACCAGACAGACCCGACUAAGAAAGGCGAGGUGCCCCCCGAGGAGCAGGGCCCCAGCAUCAAAAACCUGGAUUUCUGGUCAAAGCUCAUCACCCUGAUUGUCUCCAUUAUUGAGGAAGACAAGAACUCCUACACGCCCUGCCUGAACCAGUUCCCCCAGGAACUGAACGUGGGGAAGAUCAGCGCUGAGGUGAUGUGGAACCUCUUUGCUCAGGACAUGAAGUAUGCAAUGGAGGAGCACGAGAAGCACCGCCUGUGCAAGAGCGCAGACUACAUGAACCUGCACUUCAAGGUGAAGUGGCUGUACAACGAGUACGUCACCGAGCUGCCCUCCUUCAAGAGCCGCGUGCCCGAGUACCCCGCCUGGUUUGAGCCCUUCGUCAUCCAGUGGCUGGAUGAGAAUGAAGAGGUGUCACGGGAUUUCCUGCACGGAGCACUGGAGCGGGACAAGAAGGAUGGGUUCCAGCAGACCUCGGAGCACGCGCUCUUCUCCUGCUCUGUGGUGGAUGUUUUCUCCCAGCUCAACCAGAGCUUUGAGAUCAUCAAGAAGCUGGAGUGCCCCGAUCCCCAGAUUGUGGGGCACUACAUGCGACGGUUUGCCAAGACCAUCAGCAAUGUGCUGCUCCAGUAUGCUGAGAUCAUCUCCAAGGAUUUUGCCUCGUACUGCUCCAAGGAGAAGGAGAAAGUGCCCUGCAUCCUGAUGAACAACAUCCAGCAGCUCCGUGUCCAGCUUGAGAAGAUGUUUGAAGCCAUGGGUGGAAAGGAUCUGGACACAGAAGCCAGUGAUAUCCUCAAGGAACUGCAGGUGAAACUUAACAAUGUCCUGGAUGAUCUGAGCCGAGUCUUUGCCACCAGUUUCCAGCCACACAUCGAGGAGUGUGUGAAGCAGAUGGGUGACAUCCUGAGCCAGGUGAAGGGCACCGGCAACGUCCCCGCCAGCACCUGCAGCAGCGUCGCGCAGGAUGCUGACAACGUGCUGCAGCCCAUCAUGGACCUGCUGGACAGCAACCUGACGCUCUUUGCCAAGAUCUGCGAGAAGACGGUGCUGAAGCGGGUGCUGAAGGAGCUCUGGAAGCUGGUGAUGAACACCAUGGAGAAGACCAUUGUCCUACCCCCACUCACAGACCAGACGGGCACGCUCUUGAGAAAACAUGGCAAGGGGACAGAGAAGGGCACACAGAUGAUUUUCAAUGCGGCCAAGGAGCUGGGGCAGCUUUCCAAGCUGAAGGACCACAUGGUGCGUGAGGAAGCCAAGAGCCUGACCCCGAAGCAGUGUGCCGUGGUGGAGCUGGCGCUGGACACCAUCAAGCAAUACUUCCACGCCGGCGGCGUGGGGCUGAAGAAAACGUUCCUGGAGAAGAGCCCUGACCUGCAGUCGCUGCGCUACGCCCUGUCCCUCUACACCCAGGCCACAGAUCUGCUCAUCAAAACCUUUGUGCAGACCCAGUCGUCGCAGGGCUCUGGCGUGGAUGACCCCGUUGGGGAGGUGUCCAUCCACGUGGAGCUCCUGACCCACCCCAGCAGUGGCGAGCACAAAGUCACCGUCAAAGUGGUGGCUGCCAAUGACCUCAAGUGGCAGACCUCAGGCAUCUUCCGGCCCUUCAUCGAGGUCAACAUCAUCGGGCCCCACCUCAGUGACAAGAAGAGGAAAUUUGCCACCAAAUCCAAGAACAACAGCUGGGCCCCCAAAUACAACGAGAGCUUCCAGUUCACGCUGGGGAUGGAGACGGGCCCCGAGUGCUACGAGCUGCAGGUGUGUGUGAAGGAUUACUGCUUCGCCCGGGAGGACCGCACCGUGGGCAUCGCCGUGCUGCAGCUGCGGGACAUCCUGCAGCGCCCCGGCUGCGCCUGCUGGCUGCCCCUGGGCCGCCGCAUCCACAUGGACGACACCGGGCUCACCGUGCUCCGCAUCCUCUCGCAGCGCAACAACGACGAGGUGGCCAAGGAGUUCGUCAAGCUCAAGUCGGACACGCGCUCAGCCGAGGAGGGCAGCAAUUAAAGUCCUUUGCCCCCCCCCCUCAGCCCUCGGUCCCUGCUCCCGGCCCCUGACAGAAUCCUCCAGCCGUGCAUAAGCCAUAGGAGUGGCCACAGAGGAGUCACUGCCGCGGCACUGGGGAGGGGGUGCCGUGGCUGCAGUGACAGACCCUCCCCUCCCUCCCCGGCCACGAUGGCCGGCUGACAGCGGUGCCGAGCACAGCCAGGCCCCCGUCACACCCCGCAGGAAGGUGCUGGUGUUGGGGGGGAGGGCUGCAGGGAUGGGCUGGAGCCGAGCCUGGCUGAGGGGAGCAAUCUGCCCUUCCCCAGCCUGUCUGAGAUGGAGGAACCCCAGUGGCUCAUCUCUGAGCCUCCGCUGUCCCACCCAGCCCCACACCUCACCGAGUGACACAAGGAAAGGGCUGCGGGGGGUGCGUGUGUCUCGUGCCAUGUGCGGGUGUUGGUGAGUGGCUGGCACAGCGUGACGGCCCCUUGUCCCCAUCCUUGAGCAUGGUGGUGUGUCCUGAGGGCAGGGCAGCUGCCAGCCCUGAGCACAUACGUGUACAUAUGUAAAUACCUGUACAUACAGGGCAGCUGGACAGGCUGUGUCCUGCACCCGGAAGGGCUAUUGGGGCUGUUGGGUUGGCGGGUGCAGCCCCCGCGGGCCCUGCACAGGGUCCCCUCCCUGGCUGGCAGCAGCAUCACCAGGGUCGGGAGCAGCAGGGAGCAGCCCCCGGCCCAUAUCCUGUCUUCCCUGCCUUGCUGCCACCGUGGGCUACCCCACUGCCCCCCACAAGGUGCCAGGGCUUGCGGAGGCAGGGGCUGGGGGCAUCCAAGCAGAGGGAGUCGUUCCUCUUUGCUCCGGCCAGUGGGGACCAGCAUCCCUGAGCAAUGCAGCCCGUGGGAUUUCCUUGGCGCAAGCAGAAUCCUUCCCACCCCACCCCAGAGAAGCCUUCCCUCCAGUCCCCCAGUAAGCACCAGUUCUGUGCCCCCCAGUUCCCCAGUGAGCACCAUUCCUGUGUGCUAAGUGGUGUGCAUGUCUCGUGCGAGUGCCUGGGAGGCCUGGGUGUGUGGUGUUGGGGUGGCCACCCCAGCUGGCCAGUUUGCCCCCAGUCCUGGGGCAGACAGAGGCCUCAUGACCCCACAAAUGAAUACAGCUCUCUCAGCCCCCUCCCAUCCCAAAACAGGGUACCCCAAACGGCCCCCAUGCUCCUUUGUCUAGAGGGUUUGCCUGGGACCAAAGGGUUUCACUUUGCUCUCUCGUUUCUGUUCAAUGUUUACACCCUUUUCUACCGGCUGCUCCUGCACGGCCGGGCUGGGGCUCGGCCCUGCAGCCCGACCGUGGUGCCCUGGCCCUGUGCCCCUCCCCAGACCGUCCUGUUUGGCAUGUGAUUGAACUGACCAAUUCUGCUCCUGUAGCACAGUGUCACCGAUGCCUGUGUGUCUGUCCCGCCCACCGUGGCGGCUCCCAUGGAUGCAUGACAGUGAGAUGUUUUGCACUAUUUUGAAUUUUUUGGGCUCUGUAAAAAUAUUUUAUUAUAACUGACAUUAAAAAGCACACCCUUCA